Clupea harengus (Atlantic herring) is the source of this 1845-nucleotide messenger RNA. It is a transcript of the gene rtn4rl1a, whose product is annotated as reticulon-4 receptor-like 1. The record is from RefSeq and is a predicted model, not a curated record. Bases 1 to 1845 code for a protein of 614 amino acids. The transcript has 3 exons. Lineage: Eukaryota; Metazoa; Chordata; Actinopteri; Clupeiformes; Clupeidae. Gene Ontology annotation, molecular function: protein binding. Gene Ontology annotation, cellular component: plasma membrane.
AUGUCUCAGUCAGCCAAUCAAGAGGAACCAGUGGCCUACGUCUCAGUCAGCCAAUCAAGAGGAACCAGUGGCCUAUGUCUCAGUCAGCCAAUCAAGAGGAACCAGUGGCCCACGUCCCAGUCAGCCAAUCAAGAGGAACCAGUGGCCUACGUCUCAGUCAGCCAAUCAAGAGGAACCAGUGGCUUACGUCUCAGCCAAUCAAGAGGAACCAGUGGCCCACGUCUCAGCCAAUCAAUCAAGAGGAACCACCUGCCCACCAGUGGCCUACGUCUCAGUCAGCCAAUCAAGAGGAACCAGUGGCCUACGUCUCAGUCAGCCAAUCAAGAGGAACCAGUGGCCCACGUCUCAGUCAGCCAAUCAAGAGGAACCAGUGGCCUACAUCUCAGUCAGCCAAUCAGGAGGAACCAGUGGCCUACAUCUCAGUCAGCCAAUCAGGAGGAACCGGGAGUGGAGCUGCUGCUGGUGUUGUGGGGUCUGGAGGUGUCCCUGUCGUGCCCACGCCACUGCAUCUGCUACACCUCUCCCAGCACCGUCAGCUGCCAGGCGCACAACUUCCUGUCCGUGCCCGAGGGCAUCCCGGAGCACAGCGAGCGCGUCUUCCUGCAGAACAACCGCAUCCAGCGCCUGCUGCGCGGCCACUUCAGCGCCGCCACCGCCAUGCUGUGGCUCUACUCCAACAACAUCUCCUACAUCCAGCCCUCUGCCUUCGCCGGCUUCGCCCGCCUGGAGGAGCUCGACCUGGGGGACAACCCGCACCUGCGCUCCCUCGCCGCAGACACCUUCCAGGGCCUGGGCCGCCUGCACGCCCUGCACCUGUAUCACUGCGGCCUCAUCCACCUGCCCGGGGGCAUCUUCAAGGGGCUGCACAACAUGCAGUACCUACACCUGCAGGAUAAUGAGCUGGAGUUCCUGGAGGAUGAUCUGUUUGUGGACCUGCUGAACCUAAGCCACCUCUUCCUGCACGGGAACCGUCUGUGGAGCCUCCACCAGAACACGUUCCGCGGCCUGGGCGCCCUGGACCGCCUCCUGCUCCACCAGAACCGGCUCCAGUGGGUCGACCGGCUGGCCUUCCACGACCUGGGGCGCCUCACCACGCUCUACCUGUUCAACAACUCGCUGGCGGAGCUGCCCGCCGAGAGCCUGGCGCUGCUGCCCGCCCUGGAGUACCUGCGCGUCAACGCCAACCCCUGGGAGUGCGACUGCAAGGUGCUGCCCCUCUGGGAUUGGUUGACGCGCUUCCGAGGCUCCUCCUCCGCGGCCGUGUGUGUGGCCCCGCCCGAGCUGGCGGGUCGCGACCUCAAGCAGCUGAGGAAGGAGGAGCUGCCGCGCUGUGGGGGCGGGGUGGAGUCACUCAGCCAGGGCAAGGGGGCAGGGGCAGGGGCGGGGGCAGGGGCGGAGGGCGAGGGGGGGCGGCGGCAGCAUCACCUGCUUCCCCCUAAGCGCCACCACCAGCAGCACCAGAACCCCCACCUCCCCCACCAGGACCAGCACGCGCCCCCCUCCUCGCCCUCGCCCCUCCCACGCCCCCCCACCAAACCGGGCCGCCAGAGGAACUGCACCCGGAGGGGGGGCGGGCGGAAAGGCAAAGGGCUGAACGAGGUGACGUCCCCGAAGGGGCCGGGGGGGAAGGGGCAUGACCCCGACGAGAGGCAGGGGGGCAAGGGCGAGCCUUCCACCCCAGCGGGGGCGCCCCCACGCAGGAAGCACAAGUGCCACCCCCGGACUUCUGUGGGCCCCCCCAGCGGGGUGCUGCAGCCCAGCAGUGGGGUCAAAGGUCACGGGGUCAGCAUGGUUCUGAACGCCCUCAGCCUUGCGCUCUCUUUCUGGGCGGUGGUGUUACGCUAA